Messenger RNA from Pungitius pungitius (ninespine stickleback), 6055 nucleotides. RefSeq names its product zinc finger protein 821 (gene znf821). The transcript has 6 exons. The record is from RefSeq and is a predicted model, not a curated record. Gene Ontology annotation, cellular component: nucleus. Gene Ontology annotation, molecular function: RNA polymerase II cis-regulatory region sequence-specific DNA binding; DNA-binding transcription activator activity, RNA polymerase II-specific. The coding region runs from base 2092 to 3474 and encodes 460 amino acids. Gene Ontology annotation, biological process: regulation of transcription by RNA polymerase II. NCBI's taxonomy places the organism in Eukaryota, Metazoa, Chordata, Actinopteri, Perciformes, Gasterosteidae.
UUAUGUACUCGUGAUCGUAAGAGGUGUGACACUGUACUGUAAAUCGUUGUUGACAUUCGCUGUCUAGCUAACAUCAGUGAGCUUGUUCUCCUCCAUCGUUCUCUGGAAUGAUCUUAACGGAUUCCUCUCGUUAUGUUUAACCAGCUUUCUUGCGAUGGAGUUAUUGACAUUUAUUGUCUGAGAAGAUUUCAUAUAAAUAGUUUCGCGUAACGUGGCAUUCAAUUUGAGCAUUAACGUAUGACGUUUGCUCCUCAAACGCCGUAACAAGACACAUUGAGAUUAUUUUCUAGAGAUGGCUUAUUUUCUUUCGUUCAAAUUCAGCGGAAGAAUAUCUUUUUUAACGCUGUCAAUGUCGUGCUGCGGUCCGUUUACUCGUGGCAGCCAGUGAUGACGACUACAUCAAGUGUUAUGACUUCAGCAGCUCGGUGGGUUGGAGCACCACCUGCUGUUCGUGCUGUGCAAGAAACUCUAGAUCACUGUUGAUUUAGUUUAUUUGUCUUCCCUAAGUGAAAUAUAGUUAUACUUUAGGGCAUUUUUCCAAUUCAUUCUGAUCAAUGAAGAUCAGAAAUAAUAUUAUGUAUCAAUUUUUUCAAGCCUCAAGAUUUCCUUUGAAUGGUUCACAGCAGCACUGUUGUCAAUGCACCUGUAGACGUAAGGGUGUCUGAAUCACCUUUAUGCUAUGGUUGGUAAGUGCACACACAUUGAGUCACUUUGUCUUAUUCUGUCUUAUCUGGGUGAACAACAAACCCUUUUAUCAUCGUUCCUCUACUCUAUUAUUUUCACUUAGCAGGAAUACAAAGUGGUCUGAUAAAACACAUUUACAAAAAACGUUCUUAAUCAUCCUGAAUGUUGUAUAGCCUGAUGGUUUUAAAUGAAUGUGGCCAGGUUUUUGUUUUCUACCUCUGUCAAAUUUCUUCUCUGUCAAUGUUGGUUGUCCUCUAACUUAUGCUAGAUUUGUGGAACAUAAAUAUCCUCCUCAAGAGACUUAUAAUUCAAUAAUUCCUCUCUCCUUGAAGAAGAUGCAUUGUUUCAUUUUGAAGCUGUGUGAGGACAUUACAGAGGAUAGUAUUUGUUUGUGCAGUUGUCAUGGAAAUAAAGCGGCUGACUUGUAAACUCCUUAGCUGAUGUGGAUUUAGAAUUAACUUUUGACCUUGAAAAUAGUUGUUCCACAAAAGGGGGAACUUCUAGAAAUGCAUUUCACAAAUAGAAUGAUUUUAAUAAUAAUAAUAUAAUUUCAUCUAUUUGAUGGGAAAAUAUACGUUUGUUGUAUAUAGUGCAUACUAUAUUUAAUAUUAUAAUUAUAUAUUAUCUUAACAUCAUUAAUAUGAAUAUCUUAUUAUUCCUUUCACAAAUCUAAGCUUUUUUAUGAAGGAAGAUAAAAGAUGAUUUAUGAUUUUGAAUUCAUAUUUCCAACACUUUCAUACUCGUCUUAUCUGUUAAGUUAUUGAGGCGCCACACUAUGUGGAACUACUGUGAGGUUUAUCAACAGCGUCGUUUCUUUCUCCCACAUGACGUGAACGCACCGUGGUAUCUUGCUUGUGAUGAACUCGUCGUCCCCGCAUAUCCCACAAUGCAGUUCGGGGUAGCUUCGCCGCGUUUGCGUUAGAGAUCAGCUGAGCUCGCGCGUCGCCGCAGUGGGUGAACGGCUGCCAGCGGCCGGAGAUCGGAGCAGCUCGGGGCCGCUCGGCGUCUCUCUGGUCCGGCUUGGACAUCGUUUUAAACCCGCCGAUCUUUUGGAGACUGGGUGUUUCUUUUUUUUUUUUUUUUAACUGCAGCAAGAAUGUGACUCUUAUGUGUCGAUUUUUUAUACCCCCGUAUAUUGUGGCGACGCUGCUGAUAGAAGAUUUGAUCCGUUUUAAAAGAAAACAUUUAUUGAUGUUAUUUCGUUCAUCGUCUGUCCCCUGAGUGCGGAAAACACCUGGACUGGUCCCAUGGCAACCGCGCGGGUUUAGGAGGAGAUUCCAGGUUUCUACCCGGGAGUGGGCAAUAAUAUGUCCAGGCGAAAACAGACCAACCCCUUCAAAGUUGACUGUAGGUAUUUCAGGGCCAUUCCACACUUCAGGCAUCACAGGACUUCAGCACACUAUUAACAUGGACGGUAGGGACGAAUUCACCGAAGACAAUGAAUGCUGCAGCAACAACUCUCAGGAAGUACAAGAGCAGGACAGCGUCUCAGACGACAGCGAUAGUGACCUCGACAACCACGGCGAAGACUCUUCAUCCAACACCUCUGCCGACGACCACAUGACCACCAAGAGGACGCAGUGCCGCCUGCAAGGAGCGGGGGUCAAAGAGGAGAGCGAGGACGGAGCGGACCACGGCAACAACUUUGUUUGUCCUCUCUGCACGCUGGAUUUCAGCAGCCCUGAGAAGCUCAUCUCCCAUGUCUACCAGCACACGACUAUGAUGAGCAACAGCAAGAGCUACAUGUGCCCGGUGUGUGGGCGAGCCCUCAGUUCGCCCGGUUCCCUCGGCCGGCAUCUUCUCAUCCACUCGGAGGACCGCCUCUCCAACUGUGCCGUCUGCGGCGCACGCUUCACAGACACCAACAACUUCCACAGGGAGAAGCUUAAAGAUGUCCUCGACACAACCAGGAUGGAUGUCUCAGACGGAGGCGACAGCUGUUCCAUGUCCCUCUCCAGCAGCCCCAUGACCAGCCCGGGCCACGCCACCUGUUCCUGCGUCGCACCGGGCCCCAGUCCCGGUCUGUGUCAGGGCCCCCACCAAUGUCAAGCACCUGACCCCAGCGCCAUCCUGUGUCAUGCCCAUCGUACCUGUCAGGGACCAGGCCACAUCCCAAGCCAGUGUCACGACCAGGGGCCCUCCUUUCCCUCGCUGGCAGACAGCCUCCUCUCCGAAGGACCCUCACUGGCGUCCAUACCCGACGCGCUCAACUCCUCUCCCCCGGGCUUCCCCCCCAUCCCCGACAUCCUGAGCCCGAUGCCGGUGUACCCCGCCGGAGUGCUGCUGGUGUGCAACAGCUGCGUGGCCUACCAGCAGUUGGUGGACGCCCAGUCGCCGAUGCGCAAAUGGGCGCUGCGGCGGAAGAACGAGCCCCUGGAGGCCCGCCUGCAGCGCCUGGAGCGCGAGCGCACGGCCAAGAAGAACAAGCGGGCGUGCGAGUCGGAGGACGAGCGGGAGAUGAGGCGGCUGCGGGACCGCGAGGCCAAGCGCAUGCAGAGGAUGCAGGAGUCGGAGGAGCAGCGCGCCCGCAGGCUGCAGAGGGACAGGGAGGCCAUGCGCACCAAGCGGGCCAACGAGACGCCGGAGAAGAGGCAGGCCAGGCUGGUCCGCGAGAGGGAGGCGAAGAGGAUCAAGCGGCGGCUGGAGAAGAUCGACCCCGCCCUGAGGACACAGAUAGAGCACGAUCCGGCCGCCAUGGCGGCCCUCACCGCCGACAUGAGUCUCUUUCAGUUCCCCUGCCCGAUGCCUGUCCCCUCCCUCGAUAACGGUCUGUUCAUGAAGCUGCCCUGAAGGGGGAGGAGCCACCACCAGGCCUCCAGCAUUCACCUCUGCGCUGUGCCGUCAGGCUGCCAUGGUAACAGUGAACCCCUCGUAGGUUUACCUCCAGCUCCUUCUGUGUCGGACAGCCUUACAAAGGGCCUUGUUACACAGACCAAAAACUACUUCAAUUUCUAAUUUAUUACAGUCUUAAAAAACCUUGGGACCAAGGGCAAAGAAUGUUUCAUAUCGUACGGAUGAUGACGACAUAAGCGCAUGUUGUAAAGAGAUUUAUCUGUACGUCCCACAGUUCAUUUCUAGGAGGAGCGGUUUGACUUCCUUUUUGAGGAAAUAUUUUUGCACAUGGACCUUGGGGACUUUGUAGCCUCACGCCCUCUAACCCACCCCCAUCCUUCUGGACGCCCAGUGAUUCGGGUUUACUGGUGGCUACACCUCUCUCUUCAAGCUGCCACCGUGGGAAGUUCAUUUUGUGUCAAACUCUACUACCUCAGCUGUCUCGUGGCUCUCUGCGAUCUCACGGCAGGCCGUCAGAGGGACGCAGGCCGCGUCCCCGCAGUCUGUGUCCACCACUCAGGCACUUUGAUAGGACACAAACAUUCACAGCAGCUACUGAUUUACAAACACACCAGUUCUACUACAUGAAAUUCGCAGGUCUAAAUACGAUGUUUCUUAGUCCUAAACAGAAGAGCUGAAGGAAUGUUUUGUCCUAUUGAACCCGCUCGGUGUGGAGCAACAUUCCCACUCACGACUUGAUACAAUUGCCUCGUUACUUUCUCUUUGCCAACAUUUGAAUCACUUUUCUUUUCCUGCCUUGUUACACUCAAAUAUUUUGCCAAUGUCAUUCCUCUUUUUUUAACCUUUUUAGUUAUAGAGCUUUUCUUUGGCUCAUAAAAAAAAAAGAAGUCGGUCUUUGCUGCUGUUAUCGUACUGUACAAUACAUUAGUUACCUCUCAGAUAUUUUUGACUGAUCACAGUAUUGUGCUAAAAUGUUCCAUGAAACAGUCACAAUGAAAGAUCUUGACAUGAUACUUUACUUGAAAUCUUCCCUCAAAGAUAUUUGUUCUCCUAAUAAUGAGUAAAUUACCACAUAACAAUGUGUUAUUAUCCUUUUGAGGAAGGAACACACAUAAUGUAUGCAGUUUGUGUAGCAUUCACAUGCUUUGUGAAGCUACAGUAUGUUCAAUAUAUGUGACCUGCACCACUUAAGUUGAGGGGAAGUCUGUCUGCAGUAUUGAGGAAAGAUAUUUAUUGAUUCAAAUGACUCUUUUUAAACUGUUUUAUUUGUUAUUCCCUACUUUUCCUGAGCACUGGGGCUGAUCUCAUGACACAUCCAGCCCAUACUGGGAGAGAUUUUAUUCAUAUAUAUAUAUAUUCAUUAACCUCAUUCCAGCACAUUUAUGCAAUAUGAUGUGAAUAUAUUUUUCUUGUAAAAAUCUUUUGGGUUAUUUGUUAUCAACCGUCAGUGGUAUAAAGUUGUUUUAAUGUUUAAAUUCUCUUGUUUAAAGUCCUGCCUGUGAGGCUUCUUUGCAGCUUUUCUUGACUCCAAUGGUCCAGAUACAAACAUUUAGUGUUAACAAGCAGUUUCUCAAAAUAUUCCACGGAUAUCAGAAAGGAGGACGGGUAGUGGUUCUGUUUGAGUCACUCCUCGAGGAGAGUCUGUCUGUCUGUCUGUUAGUUGCAUCAAACGAAGAACUAAAAAGCGAGAGGACUUUUUGUAUACAUCCUCAGAUACUUCUCUAGGAGUGCAUCCAACCUUUAUGCAACACAUGUUAUUUACUCAAAGGGAAAUGAAUUCACUUUUCAUCGAAACUAUGCAGAAUGUGACUUUAAUCUCAAACAGACUUUAAUGGAAAGAGUUUCGCUUCUCAGGCAAUCUAACUCCUCGGUGAGAGGGACAACGCCCUCGUCCAUAAGAAUCAUAUCGGAACCAUGUGACAGCAAAGUUUGGCGCGGUUGGACUUUCCCAGAGACCCUUUGAGGUUUUUUUUGGUGUGUUUCCUCUUCCUGGUUGAGCACACGAAAGCGACGAGGCCUCAGCGCCAAUCCUAUCCGUGACGCUCUCAACAGGAGCCUUCAGGUGUCGUUGGUUUCUCCCUUCUCUCAGAAUAUGAAUACUGGGUAUUCUCACAGGUUGCUCCUUGAAGCUGCUGUGAUCACCUUUGUCCUGCAGCGGGCCAACGGGACGGAGAACUUCCGCCGUACUCUGAACCCUUGAAAGGGACGCGCAGCUCCUUCCGUAGGUGGGCCAGGGGAGCACUGCAUGUCGUGAAACUGCACUUGUACUAGACUGGUUCGAUAUGUUAGUUUAUGCCUGCCUGUUUUUUUUUUUACAGUUUAAUCUAUAGAAAAUGUAAAAAUAAAAAGCCUCGGCCUUUCUAUUUUAAUUCUAUCAGGAUUUUCUCUCAAUGUCCAUGUUUACAAAAAAAAUCUCUGAUCAAGGCCAAAUGAAUGAACUAAACUGCUAAUAAGAACAUUCAUGCUUGCUGCGAUAUCAAUGCAUUCUGAUUGGAUGCCGUGCUGUUACUGGAUUUACAAAUGUACAGACCAUGAUGAAACCUGGUAAAGUGUGCAAAUAAACAUUGACUUUACUGGU